This is a messenger RNA of Dryobates pubescens (Downy woodpecker), 1746 nucleotides long. RefSeq names its product pellino E3 ubiquitin protein ligase 1 (gene PELI1). The coding region runs from base 304 to 1566 and encodes 420 amino acids. Lineage: Eukaryota; Metazoa; Chordata; Aves; Piciformes; Picidae. The transcript is spliced from 7 exons. Gene Ontology annotation, biological process: regulation of Toll signaling pathway; protein K48-linked ubiquitination. The record is from RefSeq and is a predicted model, not a curated record. Gene Ontology annotation, molecular function: protein binding; ubiquitin protein ligase activity.
GGCUGCUUCCCCCUUCGUCUCUCGCCGCGCCGGCUCGCCGGAGCCCCUGCGGUCGGGAGGGAGCGUUACGGAGGCUCCUUCUCCCCUCGCCUAGCCGGUUGCUAUCGCCCUCCCUGCGGCCCUGAGGAGGCUCCGAGGCUGCCCCUUUCCCUUCCACCUCCCGGUGUUCCCCCGCCGCCUGGGGGAGUAGCGAUUUGCUGGCGUGAGGCUGCCUGCUUCCUUCCUGCCUGGGGAAAUAAUGAACAAAGUGUGCCACAGCUCUUGAUCAGAGACUUGAAGCUGGAGAAGCCCUUAGCUAAGCUCAUGUUUUCUCCUGAUCAAGAAAAUCAUCCAUCAAAAGCACCAGUCAAAUAUGGUGAACUGAUCGUGCUAGGGUACAAUGGGUCUCUCCCAAAUGGAGACAGAGGAAGAAGAAAAAGUAGAUUUGCUUUGUUUAAAAGGCCCAAGGCAAAUGGGGUGAAACCCAGCACUGUGCAUAUUGCCUGUACCCCUCAAGCAGCAAAGGCAAUCAGCAAUAAGGACCAACACAGCAUCUCUUACACUUUGUCUCGGGCCCAGACAGUAGUAGUUGAAUAUACCCAUGACAGCAGCACAGAUAUGUUCCAGAUCGGCCGCUCGACGGAGAGCCCCAUCGACUUCGUGGUGACGGACACGGUGCCGGGCAGCCAGAGCAACGCGGACACGCAGUCGGUGCAGAGCACCAUCUCCAGGUUUGCCUGCAGGAUCAUCUGCGAGCGCAGCCCCCCCUUCACCGCCAGGAUAUACGCCGCCGGCUUCGACUCCUCCAAGAACAUCUUCCUGGGGGAGAAGGCUGCCAAAUGGAAGACGUCUGAUGGGCAAAUGGAUGGGCUGACCACCAAUGGAGUUCUUGUCAUGCAUCCUCGGAAUGGAUUUACAGAGGACUCCAAGCCAGGGGUGUGGAGAGAGAUCUCUGUGUGUGGGAAUGUCUUCAGCCUCCGUGAAACCAGAUCAGCUCAGCAGAGGGGAAAAAUGGUAAGAGUGGAGAAUGAAUCCAACCAGCUGCAGGACGGCUCCCUGAUCGACCUGUGCGGGGCCACGCUGCUGUGGCGCACGGCCGAGGGGCUGGCGCGCACGCCCACCGUCAAGCACCUGGAGGCGCUGCGGCAGGAGAUCAACGCGGCCAGGCCCCAGUGCCCCGUGGGCUUCAACACCUUGGCCUUCCCCAGCAUGAAGAGGAAAGAUGUGGUGGAUGAGAAGCAGCCCUGGGUGUACCUGAACUGCGGCCACGUCCACGGCUACCACAACUGGGGAAACAAAGAGGAGAGGGACGGCAAGGACCGCGAGUGCCCCAUGUGCCGCUCGGUCGGCCCCUACGUGCCGCUGUGGCUGGGCUGCGAGGCCGGCUUCUACGUGGACGCGGGACCUCCCACCCACGCCUUCAGCCCCUGCGGACACGUCUGCUCGGAAAAGACGACUGCUUACUGGUCCCAAAUCCCCCUGCCCCACGGCACGCACACGUUCCACGCCGCCUGCCCCUUCUGCGCCCAUCAGCUGGCUGGUGAGCAGGGCUACAUCAGGCUCAUCUUCCAGGGACCGCUGGACUAGCCGCGGCCUCAAUAAACACAUCCGCCAAGGCUCCGGCUCUCCGACCGCUCCUUUUUCCUCCUCUGGGCUUUGCUGGUUUCCUUACAAUGAAGAAUCUUGUGGGGGGAGGAGGUUUGUUCUUCUCACUUGAGAAAAAGCUUGGCAACGGAGGGACAAGAGACAGCUCUCGGGUGGCUGUGU